This is a messenger RNA of Magnusiomyces paraingens, 1749 nucleotides long. RefSeq lists its product as uncharacterized. Gene Ontology annotation, molecular function: transmembrane transporter activity. The record is from RefSeq and is a predicted model, not a curated record. Gene Ontology annotation, biological process: transmembrane transport. Bases 1 to 1749 code for a protein of 582 amino acids. The transcript has a single exon. NCBI's taxonomy places the organism in Eukaryota, Fungi, Ascomycota, Dipodascomycetes, Dipodascales, Dipodascaceae.
AUGGCCUCUGUAAACGAAAACGAAAAGGCGCUGGUGAAUCACGACCUUGAGGCUGGGGCAACAACAAAUCCUCAAAAAAUGGUCGACAUCAGUCCCCUCAACUCCAAUGAAUCUGCGUUUGAUCCUCAUGAAGCACCAGUACCAUUCUAUGACUAUUCCAGUAGAAGAGAAUCGCGUGCUGAUAUUCGCCGUCGGUUGUCUACAAUUUCUGUUUACCAGACUGUCGAAGAACAACAGACCAUUGCCGAUGUGCUUGCUAAACGCACUGUUGACGAAUCUAAACCCAUGCCUAAUAUGGGCGGUGGCCGAUCUUUCCCUCCAUCUCUUCCUGACCAAGACAGAUACCGUGUUGCUUUUGAUGGUCCCGAAGAUGCUCGCCAUCCCUUCAAUUGGUCCAGCAAGCGCAAGGCUGUGAUUGGAGUUUCUCUGUCUCUGGUGACGUUCACUUCAGCUUGGGGGUCUUCUGUUUUUUCUCCUACUGUGAAUGAAAUUGCCAGAAUUUAUCAAGUUAAACCAGUUGUUGCUUCUCUCGGUGUUUCACUUUAUGUUCUUGGGUUUGCUUCAGGCCCCAUCAUUUGGUCCCCACUUUCAGAACUUUACGGACGCAAGCCCCCAAUUGUUGUUUCUUUGUUAAUGUUUACUUGCUUUUCGUUUGCAUGCGCUACUGCAAAGGAUCUCCAAACAAUUAUUAUAACGCGGUUUUUUACAGGUUUGUCUGGGUCUUCGCCCUUGACACUAGUUGCCGCUAUUUUUGCAGACAUGUUUUCCAAUGAAGGCAAGGUGACGCGUGGUAUUGCAAUUGAUAUAUUUGCAAUGGCUGUUUUUGCUGGUCCAAUGGUUUCACCUAUUGUUGGUGGUUUUGUUGUUCAAUCUUAUUUGGGUUGGCGUUGGACAAUGUAUUUGACUGGGUUCUUGGGAGCCCUGUCACUGAUUCUUGUUGUUUUUUUUGUUGAAGAAACUUAUGCCCCUCUUAUUUUGGUUGACAAGGCCCAAGAUAUCCGUGAGCGCACAGGCAAUUGGGGUGUACACGCUGUUCAUGAACAUGUUCGUAUUGACUUGCACGAAAUUGUAUCAAAUACUAUUGCUCGUCCCAUUAAAAUGCUGUUUAGCGAGCCCAUCAUCUUGAUGAUUGCCAUUUACAAUGGCUUCACUUAUUUGAUUUUGUAUCUGUGUUUGUCAAGUUAUCCUUAUACAUUUGUGGGCAAGUACAAAUGGUCUUUGGGAAAGGCUAUGCUUCCGUAUAUUGGUAUUUUAAUUGGCGAGUUUAUUUCCUGUAUUGUUAUGGUUUUUUACUUUGAGCCCAAGUAUACAAAAGCUGAUAAGGAAGGCCUUGCGACUCCAGAAAUGCGUCUAGCACCCGUUCUCCUAGCAGCUCUUGUAUUCCCCAUUGGUCUCUUUUGGUUUUUCUGGUCGGCCAAUUAUGCUGAGCAUUGUCAUUGGAUUGUACCUACACUUUCAGGUCUCUUCACUGGGUAUGGACUUAUGGGUAUUCUGGUCCCUUCAAUCAAUUACAUUGUUGACUCGUAUCUGUUUUUUGCAGCGUCGGCCCUUGCAUCUGUAACUCUGCUGCGUUCUCUAUUUGGUGCAUCUGCCCCUCUAUUUGCCACAUAUAUGUUUGAAGGUAUUCAUUUGAACUGGUCCGGUCUUUUGCUGGGUCUUGUUGCUGUUGGUCUUGCGCCUGUCCCAUUUGCAUUCUACAAGUUAGGAGCCCGCAUUCGCGGUAAAUCCAAGUAUGCCUUUACUGAUUAA